Molecule: messenger RNA, 693 nt
Organism: Mesorhabditis spiculigera
Lineage: Eukaryota; Metazoa; Nematoda; Chromadorea; Rhabditida; Rhabditidae
Source: the annotation of a GenBank genome assembly
AUGGUCUUGACUCGGGCCGGCCGCGCUAGGGCCGCCGCAGGACAUCCGACCCCGCCGCCACCGCGAACCUCAUCCUCGGGCUCGUCGUCGCAUACGCCGUCACCCAGCCAGCGCACCCCUCCGCGCGAUAGGAACAAAUACAAGCAAACCGUGAUGCGCGAGCUCAACCUGGUGCAGGGACUGGGCGGACAACUUCUUUCCGACGGCCCAGCGAAUACCUUCUUGAAGAGCGGUGACUGCGUGCUGGGCUACACAUGCGAGGUCGCGAACAGACGGCACGUCGGCCCCUACACUUAUACCUGGAGUACUGCUCAACCUCUCAACAUAAAGGUCGAGCAUUUCCUCUUGAUGAGAGGUCUUGAGACCUGGGAGCGCCGCAACGACGCACGUUGCUGUGCGUGCCAUUCGAAAGACCUCCAUUACCACGUUGGCCUUUUUGCCGUAUGCCAGCGGUGCGGAUUUGCCGCAAUGCGAUGGAAAGGAGUUCAUAAGCGUUGCAAUGACUCUGAUGUGCACAAGGCGAACAAGAGAAACAUCUUCGAGCCUCUGGUCUUCGAAGGCGGCGAUAGGUGCAACGAGUGCCUCGUUUAUCGUUGCAUCUUGUAUGGGUUUCGACCGCUGGAGCCUCGAGUUCAGCGAAUGUAUCAAGUGUACCCGAGGAGGGCCGAUGACCUGCUGACGGCCAGGGCUAUC